Messenger RNA from Caenorhabditis sp. 36 PRJEB53466, 1016 nucleotides. Lineage: Eukaryota; Metazoa; Nematoda; Chromadorea; Rhabditida; Rhabditidae. The record is from the annotation of a GenBank genome assembly.
AUGAAGGCAGUGAAACCCGAAAGACAGGACGAGCCGGCCGGAAGAAGCGUUUUCGCACAACUCUCGAUGGUAAUCAUCUUUUUUUUUGUGAAUCAGAUCCUCGUUCUUACAGAACUAUGUAACUUCGAGAAGCACGCUCAACGAACUUGUCAAACCAGCGAAAGAGCAGAAAUCUGCUGAAACUGCUCAGGAUUCUGACUGGACUAUUGCCAAUUUAGACGCUCCGUUGGUCAAGAUGGCAGCACCGAAAUCUACUCCAGAAGCGAGGUCGGGAUCUUAUGAGAAGCCGGUCAAAGUUUCUCAUUCUGACGCUUGGAUUCCGGCUGAAUUUAUGCGUCGGGCGUGUAUCGAUCCGGUUACGGGUCUUCCUUAUUCACGAGAAGACUGUGAUGUGAGUUAUUUGACAAUUAUAUUUCCAGAAUUUCGAGAAUUCCUUUCAGAGGAACAUCGACAACCUGCUCAAGACGAGGAAAAAGAUUGAUUACUACGGACUCGUCGAAAAUGCGUGCCAGGUUGACGUCGUCGUCGACCCUCAAACUUUCUAUCUAACUUCGGCGUUUUCGUUGCUCAUGGUAAAGUAAACAUUGAUUUCCAUAUUCUUUAUUCUCUUUUCAGCUCGAAAAAGGGCGAAACGAGAAGAAAGUUAAGAACACUUCGGCUCCUGUGACUCAAAUCAACACGGCAAAAGGAUUCAACUUGGAGCAGGCAAAAGCGGUGGAUUCUCCUGUCGCUUUCCCCGGCGGUCUCGUCAUAAAGGUGACAGAUAUGAUCACGACUGCUAUGUGUGCCAACUGGACAAUGGUCCAUGAGACCAUAAAUAGUUGUUCCUCAUCUGCCAAGGAUUUCAAGGACGAGCUCACAAGGUAACUUAUUAUACUUCUCAGAAGUUGAAUGAGUAACCCUACUUUUACAGAAAUCCAAAUUUUCGCCAAAACCGGAUUGAGACUUUUGAGGACGAGAUCCAACUUUUCCACGACGACCGUGACUCUUACAUGCCCAAUUUUUAUAAUAUGUGA